AUGUCCACCAAAACUCAAUCUCGCGGAUCCUCGCCCAGCAUGUCUGCUCGACCCAAACUCAUGAGAGCACAUGCCACGGCGCCUUCCCUCGUCACCGGCAAUGCCUUGCGUAAGGAUCUCGCUACGCUCCAUGCUUCGACCAAAGCAGCGUCGAUUCUCACGAGGGUGGCUAGCUACUCGGCUCAGCAAGAUCACAUGAAUGGCGGCGGCUCGAGGAGAGAUAGCAGCAGUGCGUAUUCGACGCCUGGGAAUCGCAGUCCUCGAAGUCCAGAGAGUGGGAGCGGAUUGGCCCGGAGCUGUAAGCAGGAAUUGGGGAUGAAGGGGUGUUCGGGUGGUUUUCAGUGUUAG
Messenger RNA from Botrytis byssoidea, 348 nucleotides. RefSeq lists its product as uncharacterized. NCBI's taxonomy places the organism in Eukaryota, Fungi, Ascomycota, Leotiomycetes, Helotiales, Sclerotiniaceae. The coding region runs from base 1 to 348 and encodes 115 amino acids. The record is from RefSeq and is a predicted model, not a curated record. The transcript has a single exon.